UAGAUUGAAAACAAUGGAUAAGAAGCCCCUGUGAACAACCUAACAAACUGAGGGGGAAAUGGUUAAUUUCGUCAUCUUUACUUUUUACACGUAUAAUACAGUAGCGAUACUUACGAAUUCAUGAAACGUGACUUGAGUCUGGUGAGAUCGUCGUUUGUCAAGGUCUUGCGUACACUCGUGCGUCGAAAACCUGAUAAAAUUUGCAAGUGCGCAUGUGCGACCUAAAAUUUGUAAACAAGAGACCACUGCACUUCGGAUAGUAAGUUCUUGUGUAUCGUUGUUCGCAUAGAAUGGCAACAUGCCGAGCUAGAUUACUUUGUGGUUUGAAUAUUCGUGGACAAUAUUGUUCCGUCAACAAGUAUUUACCUCUUUUAGCAGCAAGGAAAUUGCAUUUAAGCUUUAAAAAAACUCGUUCCGAACUUCCUCUAGAUGCACUUUCCAAUUACUGCGUUAGUGGGAAAAUCUGCUUCCGUCAGUUUCCAAGGAGUGUUUCUUCAUUUGCUGGAAAAGACAAAGAUUAUAUCUUCAGACAAUUAUUGGAGUAUAAAUCCUUUACCUACACCUAUCUCCUUGCUGACCCAGACACAAAGGAAGCUGUUCUUAUUGACCCAGUCAUUGAAACUGUACCAAGAGACACUAAAAUAGCCAGAGAUCUUGGACUCAAUCUUAAAUAUGCAGUGAAUACCCACGUGCAUGCUGAUCACAUCACAGGGACAGGGUUCAUCAAGAAGCAGAUUUCUACAUGUAAGAGCGCUAUCUCUGCAGCCAGUACAGCAGAGGCCGACAUUAAGCUUAAAGAGGGCGAUAAGUUGACCUUUGGAAAAUAUGAGCUUGAGGUCAGAAGUACACCAGGACAUACAAAUGGCUGUAUUACAUUUGUGUGGCAUGACCGAGAGAUGGCGUUCACUGGAGAUGCCCUACUGGUCAGGGGCUGUGGACGAACAGAUUUCCAAGAAGGAAAUUCUGAAACUUUGUACAAUUCUGUUCAUGAUAGAAUACUUUCCCUUCCCCCAAACUACACCCUCUAUCCAGCCCAUGAUUACACAGGUCAGACCAGCACCACAGUAGCUGAAGAAAAAGCUUUCAAUCCACGAUUAACCAAAUCAAGGGAGGAAUUUGUGAAGAUAAUGAAGGAGUUGACCCUCCCAUACCCCAAACAAAUAGACAAAGCUUUACCUGCCAACCUUGUCUGUGGUCUGUACAAUCUGCCUGAGGAGUUUACCAAAGGUUAGAGUGAAACAAAGCUUACUAGAAAACCUGAGAUGAAGUCAUUCAGCAACCAGUUUGGAUUACAGAUGGUAGUGGAUGUGCCAUGCAAUUUUUUUUAUUUACAUCUUUGAUUUUAUUCAAACAACUUAGAUAAAUAGAAUUCAUUGUACAAAAUGUACAUCAUAAUUUUAUAUUUAAUUUUAGAUUUGAUUUUUUAAACGUUUUUUAGCCUCUAAGGUUUACAAUCUGUGAUAAAAUAGUUGAUUUAGUGGCAACAUUGUAGGUACAAUCACUACUGUAGUGGGAGUAUGUUGAUUUGCAUAAUAUGGAAGAAGUGACAAAUCUUAUACAAUCAAUAUCUUUAUCAUGUCUUUGUAUAUAUAUUGUGUAUGUAUGAUAAACAUUCAUCGGUGAAAUGCAAUACAUUGAGUGGACCCGAUGUUAAACAUUCAUAAGACUCAGCCUAGCUCGAACAAAUCAUUAAAUAGCAUUCACGUCAAGAUCUAGUAACAAAGAAUACCUGCAUAUAUUCUACAUUUUUUGUAAGAAAGAAGAACGACAAAUGAAAUAGUUUAGUGUGUCUACAGAUUUUCAUAACAGAUUAUUUAAUUGCCAAUUAAUUUUGUUUUCAUUUUUGAAACACUGGUAGCCGAUAUCUAAAUCUUACUUAAAAAUAUUAUCAUUAUGUAUUAUACAUAUAUUUUAUCUUUUAAAAAUCUGAUUGGUUUUUAUGGUCAUGUGACUGGUAACGAUAAACGUCAUACAAAGUAUUCCUCUGUAUUUGUAUCUUACCUCCUGAUAACACUGUCAACAUGUUGAACAUAGUAACGCUACAGGUAGUACAGAAGUAUACAUCAGAUUUGCAAGUCUCAAUCAAAUGUCCAGAUCAAUCUAAACUUCUUUUGCAUAUCUAAAUAUUUUGAAAAUAUGUGUAGAUAUGGUAUGAUAAACCAUUUAUUGCAUGAAUGUUCAAGGCAUAUGAAGGUUUAUUCAUGCUCAAAAAAUCAUAUUCCCCUUAAGCAGGUAUGAGUAAAUUAAGCUUUGUUUACCCAGUGAUAAUAACUAUCGAUGUAUUCAUUUAAAGGAUGACAAGGAAAUUGCAUUGUGGAAGUAAAUCCUAUCUGUUUGCAGCUGACUAAUGCCAUAUUUACAAUAUAUUUGUUAAUUCCAUACAUACAAUUUUCUGUUGUACAGAAAUUCUUUUGAGAAUUAAAUUUUUUAAAAUUUA
Ostrea edulis (European flat oyster) is the source of this 2437-nucleotide messenger RNA. Its product is annotated as persulfide dioxygenase ETHE1, mitochondrial-like. Gene Ontology annotation, molecular function: sulfur dioxygenase activity. The coding region runs from base 291 to 1232 and encodes 313 amino acids. Gene Ontology annotation, biological process: glutathione metabolic process; hydrogen sulfide metabolic process. The record is from RefSeq and is a predicted model, not a curated record. NCBI's taxonomy places the organism in Eukaryota, Metazoa, Mollusca, Bivalvia, Ostreida, Ostreidae. The transcript is spliced from 7 exons.